Vicia villosa (hairy vetch) is the source of this 1836-nucleotide messenger RNA. Its product is annotated as homeobox protein knotted-1-like 3. The coding region runs from base 276 to 1547 and encodes 423 amino acids. The record is from RefSeq and is a predicted model, not a curated record. Gene Ontology annotation, cellular component: nucleus. Gene Ontology annotation, molecular function: DNA binding. Lineage: Eukaryota; Viridiplantae; Streptophyta; Magnoliopsida; Fabales; Fabaceae. Gene Ontology annotation, biological process: regulation of DNA-templated transcription. The transcript is spliced from 5 exons.
ACAUACUUUAUUUGGAUUUAUUUUCCGAUCACAACAACGUCCCUUCUUCCCUCCCUUCCCUUCACUCUACCCUCCUCUUCUUCAUCUUCCAUUGUCUUGUCUUCUCUCUCUCUCCAAAAAAAAAAAAAAACAAUAUUUUAUCUUCAUUUUCUAGUCCCACAAUAAAACAUCACAAACUACUUCACCACACCAAACCAAACCAAACAUCACAAACACACACUUUCUCUCUUUUGUUGAAACACAUAAAACAUAAACAUAAACACAAACACAAUUUUAUGGCUUAUCACAACCAGCAUCUUUCACAAGAGUUACCAAUCCACCAUUUCACAGACCAAUCUAACAACAACACUUUUCGUUCCAUCUUACCAGACUCACCCGACCCUAACUCCAAACCUGAUUCCGACCCAAACCAACUCCAAACCACACCUAACUGGCUCAACAACGCCAUCCUUCGUACCCACUACACCGACAACAAUAACAACAACAACAAUAACGACGUUAACAACGACAACACCACCAACGAUAACGGCAACGUUAACGGUCACGGUAACGGAGCUUCUAAUUUUCUUAACCUCCAAACGGCUUCCGACUCCGUUCAAAACUCCGGCCAAUGGCUUUCCCAGUCGAUUCUCCAUCGGCCCCACGGUGAAGUCAUCGACGACGUCACCGAUGUACACGAUUUAGAUGAUUUGAAAGGCGACGGUAAAGGAGAUGUUGCGGUGGUCGGAGACUGGCAGACGGGGAGAUGGAAGGCGGAGAUUAUGUCGCAUCCGUUGUAUGAACAGUUGUUGUCGGCACAUGUGGCGUGUUUGAGGAUUGCGACGCCGGUGGACCAGUUGCCGAGGAUUGAUGCUCAGCUGGCACAGUCUCAGAAUGUGGUCGAGAAAUAUGCCGCCUUCGGACAGAACAUCGUCGGUGUAGAUGACAAAGAACUCGACCACUUCAUGUCACACUAUGUUUUAUUGCUGUGUUCCUUCAAAGAACAAUUGCAACAACAUGUCCGUGUCCAUGCCAUGGAAGCAGUAAUGGCUUGUUGGGAGAUAGAACAAUCCUUACAAAGUCUAACAGGAGUUUCACCUGGAGAAGGUACGGGGGCAACAAUGUCUGAUGACGAAGAUGAACAAGUAGACAGCGACGCAAAUAUGUUUGAUGGUAGUUUUGAUGGUGGCGGAGAUAACAUGGGAUUUGGCCCUCUUAUACCAACAGAGAAUGAAAGGUCUUUAAUGGAGCGCGUAAGGCAAGAGCUAAAGCAUGAAUUGAAACAUGGUUACAAGGAGAAAAUUGUCGACAUAAGAGAGGAAAUUUUACGCAAGAGACGAGCCGGGAAACUUCCCGGUGACACAACCUCUGUCCUUAAGGCUUGGUGGCAAUCACACUCUAAAUGGCCUUAUCCAACGGAGGAAGAUAAGGCAAGGUUGGUGCAAGAAACUGGGUUACAAUUAAAGCAGAUUAACAACUGGUUUAUCAAUCAAAGGAAGAGAAAUUGGCACAGCAAUCCUUCAUCUUCUACUGUCUUGAAGAGCAAGCGCAAAAGGUCUCAAAACUAGUUUUGUUUUUAUAUUAGGGAUGAUAAAUGCACUAAAAAGUUGAUUUGUUAAACGUAAAUGAAGCAAGUUUCAUAAUCUAAUCCUUGAAUGUGAUUGAUUUUUGAAGACCUGUUGAUGGAUUUAAUACGUGUAUGAUGUUACAUAAUUAGGAAGUUUCAUUAGAAAUUGUGUAUACUAUAGGAUUAUGAAUUUUGUACACACUUUAAUGUCUGAAUUUUAUGUAUGUGUAUAAUAUUGAGGGGGUGGUGUAGAAAUAAGAAAUGGUAUAUGCUUUUGCUUCUUACUAGUA